AUGCCCAUUCUUCGCUGGAUUGGAGUCAAUCCACAGGCCUCGACAUCCACACAACACACUAAACCUACCCUUCAUCCGCAUCCAGACGCAAAAUCAGACGACGCCAUCCAGCGAGCGCCUUCCGCAGACGCAAAGCGCUUUGGUCUUGUCAACUCUGGCAAUACCUGUUAUGCCAACUCUGUUCUACAAGCCCUUUAUUUUUGCGAUCCUUUCCGGGAUUUGAUCAUAAACUCGCCUGAUCGCUCGUUUCUCUACCCGUCAGAGCCAAUUUCAUCAGCAACGUCGGCACAAGCAUCCCCAGCAGCGAAACAACCCGCCAAACCAGAGACAAAGCCUACAGCCGCGGUACACAAGAGACCAAUCUCGGGCAGUCAUCCUAGUGCCGACCCACGUCCGGAUGCUUCCGCAAAAGCAGAUGCAGACGAGGCAGCAAACGCCCAAGACCUGGGUCCCCCCAUUCCGGCAUCGCCACCCUCCUUAUUUUCUGCCCUUCGUUCCUUAUUUAUACACAUCUCCCAACACCCACAUGACAAGGGAACCGUCAAUCCAAACGCAUUCAUCACAAAACUACGCAAGGAAAACGAGCUAUUCAGGACGACGAUGCACCAAGAUGCACACGAAUUCCUAAAUUAUUUGAUAAAUAGGGUCGUGGAAGAUAUCGAAGAGGAAGACACGCUGCUUAGAAAACGGGAAAAUGCAGCGAUCGUAAAGGAGAAAGGCGCGACAUUAAGCCCGCUCGCCACCGAGGAUUUAUCAACAUCGAUAACCACCUCGGCUACUUCGCAAACUCAUUCGUCGUCGUCCUUGUCCAGAAAGACGUUUAUUCACGACUUGUUCGAGGGCACCCUCACGAGCGAAACCAGAUGCUUGACCUGUGAAACGGUAUCACCGCGUGAUGAGCCGUUCCUUGACCUAUCAAUUGAUAUCGAGCAAAACUCGUCUGUGACCGCAUGCCUGCGCCAAUUCAGCGCGUCUGAAAUGCUCUGCCAACGGAACAAGUUUUUCUGCGACUCGUGCUGCGGACUUCAAGAGGCGGAAAAGCGAAUGAAGAUUAAGCGGCUACCAAAUGUCCUCGCCCUCCACCUCAAACGCUUCAAGUAUCAGGAAGAGCUGCAAAAAUAUGUCAAGUUGAGUUAUCGGGUCGCUUUUCCGUUUGAGCUGCGGCUCUUCAACACGGUUGAUGAUGCUGCGGACAUGGACCGGCUUUACGAGCUGUGGGCCAUUGUCGUGCAUAUUGGCGGUGGGCCGUUACACGGGCAUUACAUCACUAUCAUCAAGUCACAGGGGUCUUGGCAGGUAUUCGACGACGAGAGUGUGGAGACGAUCAGAGAGUCGGAUAUCCCCAAAUACUUUGGCGAGGGCGGGAGUGGGACCGGUUACGUUUUGUUCUAUCAGGCGACAGACCUUAACCGCGAGGCCCUCGGCCUGCCUCCAUUACCCGUUGCAUCCAUGCCCAUGCACGAACAGAUCAAACUCAAAGCACAAGCCGGCCCGCCUUCGCCGGCGGUACCCAUCUCCAUCGAGCCCUCGUCCCCAUCUGUCGUGACUUCUGGAGCAGAUACGACGCUCGUGUCGUCCCCGCCUUCUCCGUCGCCUGCGCUCACCCGACUUGAUAUCCCCUCGCAGUCGCCUGCUACCUCUACUCAACCACUACCCUCUCCUGGUCCCGUGUCUACGGCGGCCUCGAGUAUACAGAGCCCCGGUGGAUUCUUCAGCUCGCUACGACAUUCCAAGUCGCUCAAAGCGGACAAGAUUGCGCUUGUCGCGGCGCUUAAUCCACCCGUUCCUGUCCAUCCUCGAUCUGCUACUGCGGCUACUGAUGCGAACCAUCAAAAGGAGACGCAUAGAGAGGAGAAAAGUUCAGGUGGAGGGUGGCUUAGUUUUCGGCUACGGGUUCCACCGCGCCCUCUUCCAAAGAUUCCAAGCACACCUAUACAGCCUCCUAGUCCAAUGGUGACGACGGCUCCGGUCCGACGGCCAUCCACGGCUGGAACCGGGACGAUGGAGCAUAUACCCUCGUUACCGAGUGCAGUUCUCCCUCUCCCAGCGACACCGUCGCAAUUGCAUCCAAAGAGUGGUGGUGGUGGUGGUGGUGGUGGUGGAGAAUCGAGGGAGUACCGAUUCGCUCUCGGGUUCGUCGAGUUGGACUUCUGGUGUUGCUGUCAAUGGGGGAGAUAUCCCGCCUGUGCCAAAGGAGAUGCCACCCCUACCACCGGUCCCGACUGUCGCUCCGCCUAUUCCGAGCAUCACGAAUACGGCCCCGACAGAGGAACCACUGCCUAUUUUGCCUGCUCCUGCUGUCGAUGGAGUUUCGAACUCGUGACGGAGAGUCCUGUCCCGUCGACGUGGUCUAUUCCUGGUUCAGCGACGCUAGAGGGGAUCCCCGCGUUGGAUAAGGGUCCCGCGCAGUUAUCUGCUGUGAAUCCAUCUGCUGAUGGUCACGAGAGUGCGCGUGGUUCGUCAUCUUCUGUUGCCACUCAAUCGCAAGCACCACCGACAGCGUCGUCUCAUGUCCCCUCUGGGCCUGGUCCAUCCCAUCAUCAGCAGCUCCCUGUUAGAGGAACAAGGCAGAGUACGAAAGAGAUGAAAGAGGCACGCAAGGCUGCAGAGGCUGUGGCGAAGAGGAACAAGGAGCUCGCAGAAGAGGAACGGCGAAAGCUGAAAUAUGAGCGUGAGCGGGCGAGAGUGGAGAGGGAACGAGCGGAAAAGGAGCGUGAAAGAGCGGAGAAGAAGAAGCGGGAAGAGGAGCAUGAACAGCAAAAAGUGGCGAAACGGACGAGUCGUAAGAUGAGUCUUGGAUUGGGUGGGCUUGGUGGACUCGUUGGUGGAUGGUCGAGGGAUAAAGACAAGGACAAGGAAAAGACACAUGCGACUUCGUCGAUUCCGCAUUCGCUUCGUACGGGCACCUCGACUGCGCAUGCGAAUGGGAACGUGGUCAAGGCUGGAGUGGAGGAUGCAAAUUCUUCGCGGGUGGCUUCGAUAGAUCAGGAUACGCUCCAGCGUGGACUUCGACCCGAGGGCCAUUAUGUCUCUGCGUUCAACUUUUGA
Molecule: messenger RNA, 3048 nt
Organism: Serendipita indica DSM 11827
Lineage: Eukaryota; Fungi; Basidiomycota; Agaricomycetes; Sebacinales; Serendipitaceae
Source: the annotation of a GenBank genome assembly